Melitaea cinxia (Glanville fritillary) is the source of this 2112-nucleotide messenger RNA. RefSeq lists its product as uncharacterized. The transcript has 11 exons. Bases 465 to 2021 code for a protein of 518 amino acids. NCBI's taxonomy places the organism in Eukaryota, Metazoa, Arthropoda, Insecta, Lepidoptera, Nymphalidae. The record is from RefSeq and is a predicted model, not a curated record.
UCGGCAUUCCGCGACGCGCGGCGACUGGCGCAGUCGCUGAGAAACGUCACAAAAUAUAAAUAAACCUACGUAAAACCAUCGCUAACAUGGAUUUAUACAAUUAAAUAACCUUAUAGUUAAACAAUCAACCGCUUUAGUAACUAGUGUUGUGCUGUUUGUGAUUGAAAAAAAGUUUUCAAGUGCGUUUUCCAUAAGCGAAACUCCUUGCUGCAACGACCUACUUGGUCUGAAUUGUGACGUCACAGUGUUUAUUUUUUUCUUUUGGGCAUUAUUUUAAGUUUUUAUAAGUUAAUUACAAACGAUUUGUUUUAAUUCCGUUACUUUUAUAAUUUUUACUUUCAAUUUACCUACAAAUCGAUUGCAACCCAUUUGAAGAAAAAAAACGUAAUUUCAGUAACUUAAAAGCUUAAACAUGUGGUGCAAAAAAAGUGUCAAGAAUAAUAAAAAUAUGUAGUGAAAAAAACAUGGCCGGCACUCGUACAGCUAACGCUGAACCGCCCCGCUCAACCGCAUACUACUACGCUGACCUCGAGAAGAUAAAACGUCAAAACGGCGCCCAAGAAAAUCAGGAUACUCAAGCCAAAGAUGAUCAGAACUUAAACGAACUCAGCGAGUACGUAGAAACCAAUGAGGUUAUCAACGAUGUGGCAGCCAAAGAGGUGCCACCGCUCCGUGAUAGAUGGUCACCAGAAUACACGACCCCGGAAAAUGGCGUCAAAGUUGGGGAGACCUACUCAACAGCUGGGACCUUCCCGAUGCCAGAACCAAAAGAGAAAGAGCCGUUGUUGGCUGAGUUAGAGAUCGUUGGUCGGGUUCCUCUAACCCAGCUGGAUACGGCGUCCGGAGUCAGGAGGAGCAGGAGCUGGUACCUGUGUUGUCCCAAUGUUGGCGACGAGGAGAUUUCAAGAGAGUCCUCGUGGAGGUACUCCAGCUUGAGGCCGGUGACAGCGCCUCCUCUUCCAGGGCAAAAUGGCUUUCAUACGGUGGCAACCCAGAGCAGCGGUAGAGUGGACGAUGUGGCAACACUACGAGCGGAAAGGGACUCCCUCGCACGCGCCCUCGCGGCCGAGAAACAGCGCGCUGCGAACGCUGCUCGUGCGCACGACGCCAGACUGGCCGAAUUGCAUGGCGUUAUAGCUGAGCUCGUGAGGCGGAGGGCGGCUGAUAAACGGGCGAAGGCUAUACCGGAGGAAGAGGUGUCGGAUGAAUGCGAGUCCACAACCCAGCCGGCUGGUGAAUUGGAGAACGACGCUGACAUGUCGCAGACUGAACAGAAUGAUAACUCAUCACUCAUCAGUCCAGCUGAGCUGCCAACUCCUCAGGACCCGAAGGUGGAGCCCCUACCCGACGACACUGAUGUCAGUACUACAGAGAAUGUCAGGCUGGAAACUCCUAAGGUGGAAGUGUCACCCCCUCAGGGGUCAGAACAGUGUUCCAGUUUGAUGCUGUCGGAGCGUGAUUCUGAAAUCUGCGUCAGCACAGCAAGGUGUUGCCAGUACGCAAGGGCGGCCCACAGCGCUGGGGGGGCUGGCAGCUGUGAGAGGGAGAGGGGUUCUCCGGGGCUGCUGCCGCCCUCACCGGGUCGGUGCGAGUCCAGGGAAGCUAAGGUAGCGUCGCGGGUUCGACUCCGGCGCACCGAAGACACCGAGUCCAACCAGAUGUCUGAUGAAGAGGUAUGGUGUGUGGAGGCGGCGGAGAGGCUGGCGUUGGACGUGUGCGCUCAGGCCGACCUUCGAGAGGCGCUGGUCUCCGCCUCCAAUGAUGAUUUUAGGCUGCAGUGCGCAUGCGCAGCCCACGAGUCGAGUUCAGUGGCGCUGUGCAGUGCCUUGAGAGCGGCGGACCGGGCGCUGGAGGUGUACGACGUGCUGCUGGCCUUGCAGGAGACUGAGCGACGGGCCGCCACGCCGGAGAGAGAAGCAGCGGAAACGGUCGCUCGUCGCCUGCUGGUGAGACUGGAAGCCGCACCGGUUUGGGGCGAGCCGCUGUUGUCGCCGGGGCCCUGGCAGAACCACAACCAGUGAGUCGCUUAUGACACCACUUGUAUAAUAUAUGACCCGACAUGGCGCAGUUUGUUAGAUUCGAUUCCUGCCUUGAGUCUAGGUGUAAUAUUUG